UUUCAAUUUAUUUUUACAGCGGCACAGCUGAUUCAGAAAGUUAUUUGGUGGUGCUUUGUGCAAAGUUAUAAGUUUAUUUUUACUUAAAAUCUUCACUUAAAAUUUAGAUAAUGUCCACACGAUGGUAUCCAAUUUAUCAACGGGGAAACCCACAGUUACGAAUAUUUCUCCCGAACUUCUGGAUGAAAUUAAUUCGUCCCGCAGAGGAACAACCAAAGAACGUCGCCACAUUUUCGGUUUCCAUUCAGAUGACCAAACAUGAUGUGAAGAAUUAUUUGGAAAAAAUUUAUAAACUGCCGGUAGUAGACGUGCGUACUCGUAUUGAAUUGGGCAAAACAAAACGCGACCCAAGUUUGGGCUAUGUAACUAAGGAAGAUGAUGUUAAGAUUGCUUAUGUAACAUUGCCGAAAACUGAGGAGUUCACAUUCCCAGAUCUAUUCGAGAAAAAAGAGGAGCGGAAGAAAGCCGAGGAAAAAUCUCUAGAGGAUUCGAAACAAGGCUUCAAACGUUUCCUUGAUCGCAAUAAGAAGCGUCCCGGAACACCCGGCUGGUACUCUAUAUAGUUCAUAUGCAAUAUGUAAAUGUAAUUUGUAUAAAAAAGAUAAGUGAGAAUAUAAUCUUUUCUAAAUAGCUUGUAAAA
Messenger RNA from Anastrepha ludens (Mexican fruit fly), 640 nucleotides. RefSeq names its product 39S ribosomal protein L23, mitochondrial (gene mRpL23). Lineage: Eukaryota; Metazoa; Arthropoda; Insecta; Diptera; Tephritidae. Gene Ontology annotation, biological process: mitochondrial translation. The transcript is spliced from 2 exons. Gene Ontology annotation, molecular function: structural constituent of ribosome. The coding region runs from base 111 to 563 and encodes 150 amino acids. Gene Ontology annotation, cellular component: ribosome; mitochondrial large ribosomal subunit. The record is from RefSeq and is a predicted model, not a curated record.